GGGGGGCUUUAGUUUUGUUGUUUUGCCCGGUGGAGCGAUACCAUUAUCCUUUUAUAUAUAUAGAUUAAGACUGGUCACUUUAAAAAUUGAUUAGUAUUAUGCAUUGCCAAAUAGGGCUGUGCACAGAUCCGUUUUUCAAAUUGGGCUCUGGCUGAUUCAGCAGGGGGGUUUCGCCCAAUUGCACACCCCUAUUGUCAAACACCUCACACUGAUGUCAUUGUCAGGUCUCUAGCCUUCUCUUUGGGCCUUCUUAUGAUUUUAGUGGCUGCUUACGCAGUCCUCAAAAGAGGAAUUGCAACACAGGAAAAAGAAGGAAAGCAGAGAGCAGAGACUGGCAUAACAAUUGCACAUGGGGAAUACACACACACUGUAUAUAGGAUUGAAAAUUAUAAAUUGGAACCCUCAUUACAAUGGAAACAUACCCGCACUUAGGAGAUUUGUAAAAGUGAGUCUGCAGGGAGAUAAAUAUUGUUCUUGGAGAAAAAUAAUCAGCUAUUAAGUGGCCUGUGAUAGGGACAGUCUAUGGCCAUUGGUUUUCCAGAUCCCUUGGUGCUACAGGGGGAAAAAACUGACCUGAACCCCCAACCCACGAAUCUCAGACCAGGGUUUGAUUUUGUCUCUUUAAUGCAGAUGAGUAACAUUUUAAAACCUUGUACAUCAGAACUUGAAUGAUAAGUCUAGGUUGAGUGGGAGAACCUGGGAAGUUAUUAAUGGAAAACAGUUCUCUCAUCUCAGUUUCCCCGUAUCUCUUGCCCCUAUCAAGCACACAAGAGACCUGCCAAAAGCAAAUUAUCACUUUGAUCUUCUACAUCCUCACGGUCGAGAAGGCUUUAAAAAUAAACUAAUUGUGUCAGGAAAUAACAUAAAAUGCACUAUUUCCCCCAUCAUUCUGUACAGCAAGGCUGUUAUAUUGUUUCCUCUGUUUUUCUCCUUCCGUGUGGCCCUCUUGCAUUCCUUCCUGCUGAUUCUUGGAAGAGAAUAACUCGGAGAUGAGCAAAGUUCUUGCAAUAGGACUAUUAACCCUACUCUGUAUCAAUGCAGUUGAAGCUGUCACAUGCCUCCGCUGUAUGCAGAUACGUAUUGAUAAUACCUGCGCACAUAAGGAAGGAACAUGUGAAUCAGGAAACUUCAAGUCCUGUUACACUAAAGUGCUAAUUAUAAAAGAGGGAGUAAUACGGCUCUCCAGAGGCUGUGCAUCAAGGUGCAUUGAUAGGACAAGGAGAACUUAUAACACCGAAUUGCGCACGCUGUGCUGUAACACACAAUUUUGCAAUAAUCUUAACGUCUGGAGCAUGUAAAGCAGAAUAAAAUAUGCAGCAAUGUCUUUACAACAUACCUAUAGCAAAGAUUAAUAUGGCUCAAAGAUUAAUAAAGUAUAUUGAGAAUGA
Anolis carolinensis (green anole) is the source of this 1388-nucleotide messenger RNA. It is a transcript of the gene acrv1, whose product is annotated as acrosomal vesicle protein 1. The record is from RefSeq and is a predicted model, not a curated record. Lineage: Eukaryota; Metazoa; Chordata; Lepidosauria; Squamata; Anolidae. The transcript has 3 exons. The coding region runs from base 990 to 1298 and encodes 102 amino acids.